AAUUGAGUCAUUAUCACGCGGUUUACCCCGUUCUACUCUAUACCUGUAACUCCACCACCACGACGAUAGUCGAAAGCACGUGCGACGCAAAUCCAGUACGCGUUUCAAAGUCAGAGAACGAUAAAAGUGUAGUCUUGUCUUCACUUUACAUCGUUUUCUUCAUCUUCUAACUCCUCAUUUCGACGCCGUUACGCUUCUUCUGAUAUGUCGGUCAAAACUAUAAAAGUCGAUAAUGUUUCCUUGGGAGCAUCUGAACAAGACCUAAAGGAGUUCUUUUCAUUUUCCGGUGACAUUGAAUAUGUUGAAAUGCAAAGCUACGACGAACGAUCUCAAAUUGCCUUUGUUACUUUCAAGGAUCCACAAGGUGCCGAGACGGCAGUACUACUAUCGGGGGCAACAAUAGUUGAUUUGUCAGUUAAGAUAACUCUGGAUCCAGAUUACAAACUUCCACCUGCUGCCUUGGCAUCAUCUGCUUCUGAGGGUAAAACUCCUGGAGGUGCCGACUCUGCUUUACGGAAGGCAGAGGAUGUGGUCACCAGCAUGCUUGCGAAGGGAUUUAUCUUAGGGAAAGAUGCUGUGAACAAAGCAAAGGGUUUUGAUGAGAAGCACCAGUUGAGUUCAACAGCCUCGGCGAAAGUUACAUCUUUUGACCAAAAACUUGGGCUUAGUGAGAAAUUAACUGCUGGUGCAUCAGUUGUGAGUGGUAGAGUUAAAGAAGUGGAUCAAAAAUUUCAGGUUUCAGAAAAGACCAAAUCAGCAUUUGCAGCUGCUGAACAGAAAGUCAGUACCGCAGGGUCUGCUAUAAUGAAGAAUCGCUAUAUACUCACUGGUACUACCUGGGUAACUGGUGCUUUUAAUAAGGUUGCUAAGGCAGCUGGGGAUGUAGGACAGAAAACAAAAGAGAAAGUGGAAAAUGCAGAAGUGGAACAGAAUCGUAAAGUUGAAGACCAGUAUGCGCAGGUCCUUUCGGAGUCCCCAAAAGCAGCAGCAACAAGUGAACUGCACUCUUCCAAGCCUGCACCUGCUCAGGGUUUGAUCCUUUGAUUCACUUCUUGUACAUACCUUUUUGAAACUCCUGCAAAUUGUUUUAUUGUGAGCACAGCUUUGACAGAUUUUACUAGUUACUUGGACAAGUUUGCAGCUAUUUGAUUCACUUUUAUAAGCAAAUAGAAACUGAAUUUCCAAAGUUGGAAAUUAUAUGCUUGUUGUCUUUUCCCAUUCAGCCCAUGGAGAAAAAUAUAAGGGAAUGGAAGUUUUUUCAGUAUACAA
Molecule: messenger RNA, 1269 nt
Organism: Medicago truncatula (barrel medic)
Lineage: Eukaryota; Viridiplantae; Streptophyta; Magnoliopsida; Fabales; Fabaceae
Product: binding partner of ACD11 1
Exons: 5
Coding region: 205-1044 (279 amino acids)
Molecular function (GO): RNA binding
Source: RefSeq, a predicted model, not a curated record